Messenger RNA from Aspergillus niger, 7698 nucleotides. RefSeq lists its product as uncharacterized. The record is from RefSeq and is a predicted model, not a curated record. Gene Ontology annotation, biological process: fatty acid biosynthetic process; secondary metabolite biosynthetic process. NCBI's taxonomy places the organism in Eukaryota, Fungi, Ascomycota, Eurotiomycetes, Eurotiales, Aspergillaceae. Gene Ontology annotation, molecular function: zinc ion binding; phosphopantetheine binding; 3-oxoacyl-[acyl-carrier-protein] synthase activity. Bases 1 to 7698 code for a protein of 2565 amino acids. The transcript is spliced from 7 exons.
AUGCAACUACUAACGACUGACGGCCUUGUUACCCGCGGUGGAGCACUGCAGAGCUCCCAGAAUCUCGAAGGGACUGAUCCUGUGGCCGUCGUGGGUUUUUCUUUGAGAUUCCCUCAGGAUGCCACCUCCCCGCAAUCCUUCUGGAAAAUCCUUCAAGAAGGACGAUCCGUCACAACUGAAGUUCCCUCUGACCGAUUCAAUAUAAAUGGCUUCUACCACCCAGAUGCGUCUCGGACUGACACAGUAAACGCGCGGGGCGGUCAUUUCUUGAAAGAGAAUGUGGCAGCCUUUGACGCACCGUUCUUCUCCAUGAGUCCCGGUGAGGUGGAAAGCUUGGAUCCGCAGCAACGGGGUCUUCUGGAAACAACGUACAGAGCCCUCGAGAAUGCUGGCAUUCCCGUCGAAAGAGCAGCGGGCUCCGCCACCUCCGUGUAUGUAGGGGCACUGGGAGUGGAGUACAACCGAUUCUUCGAAUUUGACGAAGAGGUCCAGGCCACGUACAAGGCUACCGGCAACUCGGGAGCCAUCUUAGCCAACCGGCUGAGUUGGUUCUACGAUCUGCGGGGCCCGAGUAUGACCAUUGAGACAGCUUGCUCUAGCAGCUUGAUUGGCCUGCAUCUUGCGUGUCAGAGCCUGCGAUCGAAGGAGUCGCGAAUGAGUUUGGUAUGCGGUUCACAGCUCUAUCUUGAACCAAUGACAAGCGCGAUAUCUCUCUCCGCUUUGCAAUUCAUCUCUCCUGACAGUCGCUGUCACAGCUUCGGAGCUGAUGGUAACGGCUAUGCCAAGGGCGAAGGGUUCGGCGUUCUGGUACUCAAGCGGCUGAGUGAUGCUAUAGCUGAUGGCGAUGUAAUUCGGGCGGUGAUCCGGGCUACUGCGACAAACCAAGAUGGCCGCACCCCCGGUAUCUCUCAGCCAAGUCAGGCAGCACAGGAGAAGUUGAUCCGGGAGGCGUACCGUUCGGGUGGUUUGGAUCUCGCCUCAACCCGAUUGUUUGAGGCCCAUGGCCCGGGAACAAAAUUGGGUGACCCCAUUGAAGCAGGUGCUAUCAAAUCAGUCUUCCAGAAACAUCGCAGCCCGGACGAUCCGAUGCACAUUGGUGCAGUUAAGGCCAACAUCGGCCAUUUAGAAGCGACAGCUGGUCUCGCGGGAUUGAUAAAGACAAUCCUGAGUCUGGAGAAAGGCAUCAUUCCCCCGAUAGCGGGGCUGAAAGAGGUCAACCCUCGCAUUCCGGCUGAUGAAUGGAAUCUAAAGUUUCCGACGAAGCCGCUUCCAUGGCCCACUGAUGGCCUGCGGCGAGCGUCGGUCAACGCAUUUGGCUAUGGCGGAUCGAAUGCCCACGCUGUCCUGGAUGACGCAUACAACUACCUGCGGGAGCAUGGCCUCGAAGCACACCACAUCACUGUCAAAAGACCGCCCACCCUCGCCAUCCUGGAGAAUGGUGUGGCCAAUGACAUUGCCAAUGACCAAAGUAACGGCCAUACCAAUGGCCACGCUAACGGUUACACGAACGGUCAUUAUGUCUCAGAAGAGUUUCUGCGGGACCUGGCCUACACCUUAUCCAACAAACGAAGUGUUCUGCCAUGGAAGACUUUCGCGUUGGCGGGAAACCUGGAAAGUCUCAAGACGCAGGUACAAACUCUGCCAAAGCCCGUGCGGUCGUCCACAAGUCCGCGGAUAAACUUUGUCUUUACAGGCCAAGGUGCGCAGUGGGCUCGAAUGGGGAUUGAGCUUUUGAAGUUCGAGACUUUCCGGCAAAGCAUUCUAAAGGCGGACUCCUAUCUGAAAGGACUCGGGAACUCCUGGUCGCUGAUCGAAGAGCUUCAUAAACCUGCAGAUUCUUCUCAGAUUGAUAGCCCGGCGUUAGCACAGCCGCUAUGUACAGCUCUGCAGGUAGCACUGGUGGAGCUCCUCGAAGGAUGGGGAGUGGUUCCCUGGGGCGUGGUGGGCCAUUCGUCGGGAGAGAUUGCUGCUGCAUUUUGCGCAGGAGCAAUUUCUCGUGAAUCAGCAUGGACAAUUGCCUACUUCCGUGGAGCACUGGCUGCUCGGGUAGCAGAGUCUAAAACUGGCGAACGUGGAGCUAUGAUGGCUGUGGGCCUAACUGCCUCUGAACUCCAGCCUCAUAUAGAUGAGAUCUCGGCCGUCCAUGGUCAACAAUGCCUGUCAAUUGGUUGCAUCAACAGCGCCAACAAUAUAACCGCGACAGGGUUGGAUAAGUCUAUCGACGCCCUCAAGGUCCGCCUAGAUGAGAAGAAGGUGUUUGCCCGCAAGUUGAAAAUUCCAGUUGCCUACCAUUCUUCUCACAUGCAAGUGAUUGCUGAAGAAUACAAGAGCCUUUUGCAGGGUAUUUGCCAACCAAGGCAGUCUCCUCGGAAAGGCGAAACACCUGUUUUUUGCUCAUCAGUCACAGGACAACCUGUCCCAGUCAAACAGCUCUCUCUGCCCCAAUACUGGGUCAAGAACCUUGUGUCGACUGUCAGGUUUUCCGAAGCUCUUGGACAAUUGUCCCAAGCCAGCCGCAAUUCGGGGUCUAACACGCAAGUGGAUCACUAUGUUGAGAUCGGCCCACAUGCAGCUAUGCAAAGAGCGGUCAUGGACAAUGUGCCUCAAUCUGAAAACGUCAAAUAUGACUCAGCGAUGCGGCGAGGUGUCUCAGGACUGAAAUCCUUGCAGCAGCUCUCCGGAAAGCUUUGGACCGAGGGAUACCCAGUCAAAAUUGAAGCUGUCAACAGCUAUGGGUCGAACCGAUCGGCGAAAAUGGUAGUAGAUCUACCAGAAUACCCGUUCAACCAUUCACAGACAUACUGGCUCGAGAGUCGACUGUUCAAGAAUUACAGAACUCGCGACAAUAUUCGACACGAGCUAGUCGGCAUUCCCACGAAUGACUGGAAUCCGCUUGAGCCGAAGUUUCGCUUCACCAUCCGGGUAUCCGACCUUCCAUGGCUCACGGACCAUCGGUUGAAUGGAUCCCCGGUCUAUCCUGCUGCGGGAAUGGCAGUUAUGGCUAUAGAGGCUGCGAGGCAUCUAGCCAAGCCAGGGCAUGCAGUUAGAGGAUACCGCCUGCGAAACAUAAGGAUCUUCUCUGCUUUAGUCGUCCCUGAGACUCCUGAAGGGGUAGAAAGCCAGAUCUUCCUGCGUAAUGCAGAGAAUAGUCGAACCACUGGUGUUCAGACAAUUGAAUGCAGAGAGUUCAAUGUGUAUGUGUACUCAGACAAUGAAUGGCGGGAAGUCUGCGCUGGAUCUGUCGUGACGGAAUAUGAAGAGACGCCCGACGAAGUGUACGGAGAAGACGAGCGAAGCCUGACAAAGGACUAUUAUCAGUCGAUGUACCAACAAGCCCUUGACCGCUGUUCAGCGACGAGUACUCAGCAGGUUUUCUAUGAUGCUGGUCACAAGAUCGGGUAUGGUUUUGGUCCCCUAUUCAAUACUCUCCACGACCUAGCCUACGAUCCGGAAGGGGACCAAGCUGUGGCCGUCGUUAAACCUGAUGAGUGGAGAGGUAAAGUUCCCGAGAAGAACUCUCAGGUUCAGCCGCAUAUCAUUCACCCCACAGCCUUGGACGGGGUGUUCCAAGUUACGGCAGUGGCGACCACCAAAGGUGGAACACAGCUUGGUCCAUUACAGGCACCGACUCAAUUGCGAGACUUCUGGAUCUCACAUGAUCUCAUCGAGCGCAAACCAUCCACAAAGUUGAAUAUUCUGGCGCAGACGACGCUGCAAGCAGCUCGAGAAACCGACUCGUUCAUUCUUGCCAUCAAUUCGGAGACGGGAGAACCAGCCAUUGUGAUAGACGGCUAUCGGGUGACAACUGUGUCCAGCCUUAGCUACAAACCAUCCGAGAAACGCAACAUCUUUUACAGGCUUGAUUGGAAGCCUGAUGUUGACCUUAUUAGUAGCUCACAGACAGAGACUUACUGCUUGGACAAGGAGACAAUGCCCGUGGAAUGGAAGCCUUCCAAAAAUGUGGUGACACUGCACUACAUGUCGGAAAUGUUGAAGGAGCUGGACGCCCAAGGCUACGAGACUACCUCCCCAUACUUCCAGAGAUACUUGGCCUGGGUGCGGUACCAUUUCGAUCUUCUGGGUGAGAGCAAUCCUCUCCUUCAAUCACCAUGGAAAGAUACAUUCGCGGAUGACAGUUGCCGCAUGCAGUACUUGGCGGAUUUCGCAGCAACAGGCCCGGUUGAGGGUGCGGUUAACUCGUUCUGCAAGCACCUCGCCGCGAUUGUCCGCGAAGAAGUGGAUCCGUUAGACCUCCUGUUCAAUCAAGGCUUGGCGAAAGACCUGUACAAGGACGAGAUCUUCGUAAUUACCGCCAAGCGGAUGGCGGUGUUCAUGGAUCUCCUUGCGCACAAGAAUUCCAAGCUUGAUAUCCUUGAGAUCGGUGCUGGUACUGGAAGUGGUACCCAACAAAUUCUGUCGGCCUUGGGCAAGCAGGGUAACGACAAAGGCGUGACUCCCAGAUACCAAUCCUACACCUUCACCGAUAUUUCUCCCGGGUUCUUUGAAAAGGCCAAGGCUAAGUUUUCCGAUCAUGUUGAUCGCAUGACUUUCCAGACACUGGAUAUCGAGCGAGACCCAGCUGCACAGGGAUUCACACCGGGUGGAUACGAUGUCGUGAUUGCUGCCACUGUGCUGCAUGCUACACAAAGUAUCAGUGAUACUCUGAGUCAUGCCCGCUCCUUACUGAAGCCAGGCGGCUACAUCAUCCUCAUGGAACCAACCAACAAACAUGACACAGUGCUAAAUGGCAUUUGGGGAACACUUCCAGGAUGGUGGAGAUCAACGGAGGUGGACCGGAAGUGGUGCCCACUGUAUUCUCGGGAUGAAUGGGAUUAUUACCUAAAACAGACCGGAUACACCGGGGUGGAAAUGGCAAUCACUGACUUCCCAGAUGUCGAGAACCAUACCCUCAGCUUCCUCCUCUCUCGAGCAUCUCAUGAGGAAUCAAACCAGCUUCAACUUCCGGAGUCGCUCUUUAUUGCUGCCGAAACUGAGUUUCAGCUCAAGGUUGCGGGAGAAAUUGCUUCCUACAUCUCCUCUACGUUCGGGAAGAAAUGCGACAUCCUCACGCCUGAUGCUAUCUCCGAGCAGAUUUCACAGUCGAAUGUUUGUCUCUCACUGCUUGACCUGGGGCGUCCAUUCCUAGCGGCAAUGAGUGGGAAAGAUUUUGCUCGCUUCAAGAGACUUGUGGACUUCUCAAGUCACAUCUACUGGAUAACGUCCGGUGCAGAUGGAAACGCUCCACUGCCAGAAAACGCAAUGAGUUCCGGAUUUAGCCGAGCGGCCAUGCUUGAGAAGCCUGGUCUCUACUGGGCCAAUUUGGACAUUCAGGACAUAGCCUGCGCAGGCAAAGCAAUUUCGAGGGUUCUUCAGCGCUCAUAUGGGGUGUCUGGAGUUGAAAAUUGGGAGGGUGAUUAUCUUGAGGCCAGCGACGUGACACUCAUCCCUCGAGUGGUAGAAGCCAAUGAUAUCAAUGAUUAUGUAUAUUCUCAGACUGGCAACCGGGACAUCGAGCGAAGGCAGCUUGGAAGGGAGCCAACGGAGGCUCUAGAAAUUCAAUUUUCUCCUGGGCAGCUUGGCAGUUUCCGGUACGCCAGGGAUGAAACUCCAAGUAAGCCCCUCUCGGAAGACGAGGUGGAGGUGGCAGUCAAGGCCACGGGAGUCAACUUUGCCGACGUGAUGUGCGUGCUUGGACAGAUCACAGACUCUUACAUUGGACAUGAGUAUGGGGGUGUGGUCCGCCGAGUUGGUUCAGCAGUGAAAGAUCUGGCCCCCGGGGAUCGCGUUUGCGGUAUGGCAUCUGGGACAUUCAAGACGUUCGUCCGGAACAAAGUCCACACCACCAUUCCUAUUCCGGAUCAUAUCGCAUUCACCGAUGCCUUCCCAGCGGUGUGGCUGACAGCGCUGUACGGUAUCACGCACCUGGGCCGCCUUCGUAAAGGCGAGUCUGUACUCAUACACGCAGCCGCGGGCGCUGUCGGACAGGCUGCCAUCCAGCUGGCACAGAAUAUUGGGGCGGAUGUGUUUGUUACGGUGAGUUCGUCGGUCAAGAAGAAUCUUCUGCAAGAGCGUUACGGAAUCCCUGGCGACCGUUUCUUCUCUAGCCGCAAAUUGGCAUUUGGGAAGCAGAUCCUGCGCGCAACCAACGGUCGCGGUGUCGAUGUCGUCCUCAACUCAAGCUCAGGUGAGGCGCUCGCAGAGACCUGGAGGUGUGUCGCGCCUUUGGGACGGUUCGUUGAGAUUGGAAAGCGAGACAUCUACUCUUUCCAGAAGCUUGCCAUGUCUCAAUUCUCCAAGAACGUCACAUUCUCAUCGCUCGACCUACAGACGGUAUACAAGAACCAUCCGUCAGUUAUUAAACAAUUGAUGGAUGAGCUACAUGAGCUGCUUUUUGCAAAGAAACUGGGUCCUCCUCACCCGGUAACACAGUUUUCGCGCGGAGAAUUUGAGUCGGCCUUUCGCUACCUCCAGACAGGCCGUCAUAUGGGCAAGGCAGUCAUCAAUUGGGAGGAAGAGGCUGAAGUCUCGGUAGUUCCCAGUAAUGAUCCGGAAUAUGUCUUCAACUCUCAGGCCAGUUAUAUCAUUGCUGGUGGCCUGGGCGGUAUCGGCCGGAGUCUCUCGAGGUGGCUUUCCACUCGAGGGGUCAAGCAUUUGAUCUUACUGUCACGCUCGGGCGCAGUUUCUGAUGAUGCUAUUGAGCUAGUCAGUGAGCUUACAGAAAGAGGUGUCAACGUUAUCACUCCCAAGUGCGACGUCAGCAACGCGGAUUCUCUGGCGAGCGCACUCAGUGAUUGCGAGCGGACAAUGCCCCGAGUCAAGGGAGUCAUCCAGGCCUCCAUGGUACUCAAGGACCGAUUGUUUGACAACAUGUCUCUGGCUGAAUGGCAGGCAGUGCUCGACCCCAAGAUUGCUGGAACAUGGAACCUUCAUCACCAUCUUCCAGCUGACAUGGACUUUUUCGUCAUCUUGUCGUCUCUGGGAGGUAUGAUUGGAUCAAGAGGCCAGUCCCAGUACAAUGCCGCUGCGACAUUCCAGGAUGCAUUUGCUCGCCAUAGAUGGGCACACGGCCAGAAGUGCAUAUCUAUUGAUGUCGGACUACUCACGUCCGUCGGCUACGUAGCGGAACAAAAGGAUGUGUCAGAGAGAUGGGUCAACGCCGGUUUCGAUGCCCUUUCCGAGAAGGAGCUUCACAGUGUUGUGGACUGGGCCUGCAAUCCUCGCCUGAACGUGUCAUCAGGAUGGGAGACUCAGGUCCUCACAGCCCUCAACCGGCCCAUGGCCAUGAUCAAGCAAGGCAAAGAACUGCUGCCUUACAUGAAGCGGACCAUGUACCGACAUCUGCACCGGACGGACCAGAGCACCACUGCGUCCGCCCCUACCUCUGCUCAGGCUGUAGACUACGGGGCUCUGCUCGGGGAUGCUGAUAAUGUAGAAGAAGCAGGAGCCAUUAUUGCCACGGCUCUGGCUCAGAGACUCUCGCAAGCUCUCUCAGUACCGGAGGAGGAUGUUGAUAUCAAUAGGCCUGCUCAUUCCUUCGGUGUGGACUCACUGGUGGCCGUCGAGCUGCGGUUCUGGUUCGCGAAUGAGAUGAAGGCUGAGCUCUCGGUCUUCAAUAUUUUGGCGGACUGUAGCAUUCGGGAGUUGGGUCAGCAAGCGGCUGGCAAGAGUCAUUAUGUGCAGAAGAGGCAGGAGAACUAA